Umbelopsis ramanniana AG is the source of this 1220-nucleotide messenger RNA. RefSeq lists its product as uncharacterized. The coding region runs from base 33 to 1061 and encodes 342 amino acids. NCBI's taxonomy places the organism in Eukaryota, Fungi, Mucoromycota, Umbelopsidomycetes, Umbelopsidales, Umbelopsidaceae. The record is from RefSeq and is a predicted model, not a curated record. The transcript has 2 exons.
CCGUUGUAUUCAUAGGCAGUAUAUCUGCAGCCAUGCCUAUACCACACGAUAUCGUUUACCUUGUGUGCUCUUUUGCAAUAGGCGAUGAUUAUAGUCAAUAUUUGUCCAUUAUGCAAGUCAACCACGAAUGGGCUGAAAUUGCUUGCCGAAUGCUGUACUGUAACCCGAGAUUGCAAAACUAUGUUGCAUUUUGCGGGUUUGUACGGACAGUGACCAAGGCCAACGGAAUACUACCUUAUGCCGAAUAUGUUCGAGCACUCGAUACGGCAGCCGUUAACAAAUACGACCUGCGGCGCCGACUCAUCAAGUUAAUUGCAUGUUGCCAUGGCCUCAUAUCACUCUCCCUUGGUUACCAACCUGCAUCUGUCGAACUUGACUUUUUUGCUCAAGUCAAACAACAUUGCCCUCGUCUACAAACAUUACAGCUCCCUGACAUAGAAAAAUGUAUUUUUAUGCAAGAAUGGAACUUUUCAGGCUUCAAACGCUUGCGAACCGUUCAUCUUAUUGCAGCACCAAUUGGCCCAUCAUCCAUUACUAGUCUGCCCAAACGGGUCAAAGUAGUGCGACUAGAGCGGGUUGCGUUCGACAAUUUGUACCUCGAACGACUCCUGAAAACGCACCCUUAUAUUCAAGAGAUUGAAAUCACCAACUGCAAAGAUAUAUCCAAAUUUCCUGGCUUAGCAUAUGCUUCUUCGCUGCAAUCCCUCACAAUCUCAGGGAGGACGAUAGACGAUAGUACCCUUAAGGAUAUAUGGAGCCUUCGGCAUACCUUCAUAAAAUGCGAUUUUCGAGAUACAUGUAUUACCGACGAGACUUUGAUUGCCAUCUCAAACUCUAGCGUCACUAUGAACGAACUUUAUCUGAACGACUGUAGUGGAAUAACCAUUGAAGGGGCCAGAGCUCUACUUUUGGCAACCCCACCACCUGAAUUGAUUGACAUCACAGGCUGUAUGCAAAUUUCACCAGUCCAGGCUGAAUACCUAGAAAACAAAUCACCCAGUGGAACGAAGAUAAUCGCGCGAAAGAAGAUGAGCUUUUUCGUCAAUAACAUAUUUGAUUGAUAAUUUUGACCGCAAGCUUGGCACCACCAUGUAGUAACACCUAAUACUCAUUUUGUAUGCCCAGCGGUUGGACCAGUCUAUAUUUAACUCGCUUGCAUUUUGUACUAUUUAUUUGAUAUGCCAUCCUAUUGAAAUGCAGAGAUGUUUUGCGCAGGGGGU